Molecule: messenger RNA, 4280 nt
Organism: Colossoma macropomum (tambaqui)
Lineage: Eukaryota; Metazoa; Chordata; Actinopteri; Characiformes; Serrasalmidae
Exons: 15
Coding region: 1695-2996 (433 amino acids)
Biological process (GO): regulation of RNA metabolic process; regulation of gene expression
Cellular component (GO): nucleus; cytoplasm
Molecular function (GO): mRNA binding
Source: RefSeq, a predicted model, not a curated record
ACAACAAAGUUUGGCACCAGAUUUCUCCUGGACGCCCCCCAGCCACUGCAUGGAUUUGUUAAAUUCCAUCACCAGCACACUUGAUUUAAUAAGAUGUAGUAUUGAUUGGCCAAACUAAGUAUGGGAUGAUAACUACAACUAAUAUUGGGCUUCUUCAAGUAAAGGUUUGGAAGUGGUUAAACAAACACACUGACAUACAUAAAACCACCACUUACUGUAUUCAUGUUAUUUGUAUUCAUUUUAAUAUUAUUGUUUAUCUUAUCCAUAAACACUUUAAGGUGCCUAAAACGUUUACACAGUACUGUGUAUUUUUAAAUACAUUUAUGUUACAUGUAUAGUAAGGCAAAAUAGUACCCAAUUAAAACUUUUUUUCAUUGGUAUUUUACCACUGUAAGUGUUCCAUAUAAAAACUCAGAAGGCAUUUGAAGGUUCACUGGAUAAUAAAUAAAAUAAAUAUGUAUUUGAGUUGUAGACGUCAUUACAACUGGUUCCUGUCACCACCACCAAGUCAGUUAAGUUUUUCUGCACAUUUUCACAUCAAAACAUUCUGAAUGACUUUAUUUGCAUCCCAAAGAUUGAAUUGUGCAAACUUUUUGAAAAAUCUCCAGAAUUCCCCUUUAAAUAGUCUGUACUACUUGAGCACCAGUGCUAGUCAGGGCCACAUCACAGAUAGUAGGUACAGACUAUUUUUGUAGUGGGUUCAUUACCAUUAUAUUACUUUUAAGGGCAAAGUUAUUCUGCAGAGAAUGAGAUGGGGCUUUUGAAAGGUGUAGCUUUGAGCCAUGCUUGAUACUAAUACAAAGUGGAGCCUUUUAAAACAUAUCCAGAUUAGCAAUUCAUUAAAUUCUCAAUUUCAUGCAAUGGGUUUAAGAGUUUAAAGUGAGAGGGAGAGAAAUUGAGAGUGACCAUCGUUCAUAGCCAUCCCAAACAGCAGGCUGUAAUUAAAUAUGCCACUUCUGCUCCACUGAUUCGCUCACUUCAUAAUUUGGCUGCCGAACUGAAUGCAUCUCUUUCUGUUAAAGGACCACAUUGUUUUCACAGAGCUUUGGCCUCAUUAGCAGAAGUAGAUGCUGGGGCUCUGGGGGAGGGGUUGACAGACUGGAGCACUGUGUCUUCCCAUCCAUAGUGAUGUGACACAAUCAGUUUGGAGAUGAUUGUGGCGAUUGGAAAACCAAACUUGCUGAGAGGCCAACAUAUUCUUAUUUAGUUUACCUCUAUACACUACUGUCCUGAUGAAGAACCUCCACUGUCACGGCACUAACUGUGUGAGUAUUAGGCAAAGUGAGGGACUCCAAGCUCACUUACCCUGCUGUAUGGGCUUAUCAGAGGCUAAGCCAGAGGGAGGAAAAAAACAGUAAAGCUAGUCUCAGUCGGGCAGAGCUACGGGCACAAGGCCAUCUGUCCAUUCUCUGAAUACAACUGACAACAAAGGAGGGCAAUUCUUCAUUACCAGGACCAUACAGCCACUAGAGACUCACAUACUCCCUCACAUUGUUGGAGAGACAAGGAGGACAAGAGGGAAAAAACAACUGACCGACACCAACCUACUGUCUCAACCUCUAUCAACCCAGCAGGGUGCCUGCUGCCUGUCUGCUGCGUUAGGAGUACAAUGGCGACUGAGAGAGCUGCUUCUGCUCUUCAAACCUCAUAGCAAGUCUGUCUGAAAGCGUGAAGUGUCCAGAUCAUCAAGAAGUAUGAAUAUGAAUGAGAAGGAGGGCGGCUUGUCUGAGGGAGGGCUAAAUGUCACCCUCACCAUCCGCCUGCUAAUGCACGGAAAGGAAGUGGGCAGCAUCAUUGGGAAGAAAGGGGAAACGGUCAAGAAAAUGAGAGAAGAAAGUGGAGCUCGUAUUAAUAUUUCCGACGGCUCCAGCCCCGAGCGCAUCGUCACCAUCACUGGCCCCUCUGAGGUCAUCUUCAAAGCUUUCACCAUGAUUGCAGAGAAGUUUGAAGAGGAUAUCCUGACGUCCAUGGUGAACAGCGCUGUGACGAGUCGACCCCCUGUGACGCUGCGCCUUGUGUUCCCUGCCAGUCAGUGCGGCUCGCUUAUCGGCAAAGGAGGCUCCAAGAUUAAAGAGAUCAGAGAGACCACAGGUGCGCAGGUGCAGGUGGCUGGAGACUUACUGCCGGACUCUACCGAGAGAGCAGUGACCAUCUCCGGCACUCCUCACGCCAUCACGCAAUGCGUGAGACUCAUCUGUGCUGUCAUGCUGGAGUCGCCGCCCAAGGGAGCAACGAUUCCUUAUCGGCCCAAACCUUCCCCUGGUGGCAAUCCUACAAUCUUAUCCCAACCGCAUACAGCUCCAGCCUUUGCUAUUCCGGGACAGUUCGCCAUUCCACCUCAAGACUUGACCAAGCUUCACCAGUUGGCUAUGCAGCAUAUCCCCCUUACCUCCCUUGGGCAGAGCAACCCUACCUUCCCUGGUCUGGAUGUGUCUGUUGCAACAAGUUCUCAUGAGCUGACCAUACCGAAUGAUCUCAUAGGCUGCAUUAUUGGCAGACAGGGCACCAAGAUCAAUGAGAUUCGCCAGAUGUCUGGAGCCCAGAUCAAGAUAGCUGGGGCCACAGAUGGUUCGGCUGUGCGCCACGUCACCAUCAGCGGCUCCCCGGCCAGCAUCAGCCUGGCCCAGUACCUCAUCAGUGCCAGUUUAGAGAUGGCUAAACUCAGCAUCCAGGCCGCCUCCUCCUCCUCUUCCGGCAACCCCGUCGACCUCAGCCUGAGUUUCCCCCAGUCUGCCUCUCCCGUCUCCGCCUCUACCCCUUCCUCCGUGGCCAUGCUGGCUGCUCCUCCCUCUGCCAUUAACGUCCACUCCCCUCAGGCCGUGCCCACCAUCCCCAACGCCCACUACGCCCUCCCGGUCUCCAGUCUGCUUGGCAUGAAAACCGUGCCCCUGCUGGCCGUGCACACCGCUGCCUCGGGCCUCGCCCCCUACACUGCAAAGAUCCCAACCUCGGCCACCAUCAAAAAAUCAGAGCGCCAGAAGUUCGCCCCCUACUGACCAGACUCGGCAGCCUUUUAAUCUCUCACUCUCAUCUGUGCUAUGUGUGCUGUUUGUGUUUUGCAUCUCUGAAGACUUUGAAGGUUGAGUCUUUUUUCUUUUUUCCCUUUUCGCCCUCUUUUUUUUGGUGCAUCUUCAUGCAGUAUUAUGCAAACGGAUAGUGACAGAGUGACAAGAUGAAUUGCUCCUCAAAUCAUCCUCCAUUUUCUUUGGCAUCUCAUUCGGAAAUGUUUGAGAUAGCAAUCUCAAGCCAUAUAUUUUAAAUGACACUCCAUUCUUUUCCCUUUUCAAACCGCAGCCCAUGAGACUAUGUAGUAUUGUAUUUGAAAUCUCACUCAAGUUCUUUAUUUCCUUAUUACGACCUCUGUCAAGUACAUGCAUAUAUGUGUUAAUUACAGUAUUAGAGAAUGCACUGCUCUAAUCUUCAUUUUGUCUGGAGUUUCUCUGAAUUAGUCACUUUUGAGUCAUAUUUUGCUAAUUAUGUCUCUCGUGCUUGUUUUCAUCUUUCAUCUUUAUGGCAUUAAAGCAGGGAAAUGGAAUUUGCUGUAGUUCUUGCUUGGAACAAAAAACACAAAUCUUGGCAUAAACGUUACACUAACUAGUCAUCCUGCAGUGCUGUGGUACAAAAUGCAUUAAGGGUCACACUAACAUGAGUAAACAGUGUAUGGGAGUCAUAGCACCAUGUAUGCAAAUGACAUUGUGUUUGAGGUCUGGAUAUGGGAGUCUUUUUAGUUUUUUUCCAUUUACUGGUGUGAACCAUUUAACUGUGUAAUAAAACAGGCACGUUAUACUGCACUGGCGGAGGAGGAGUGGAAUGACUGUUCUGAACUGUGGCAGCGUGUUACUGUCCUGUGGAGCUGAUGGUGUGCUUCUCUCCUAGGCUGUCUGCAGCGCUAGCUGGCCUGGGGCCUCCUUAGCCAUGCAGCCUCUCAUUAAAACUCUGACUGGAUUACCCCAAAGCCAUAUGGGAUUCUUAAGAACUCAGUGUUGUUCAGGAGAGCCAGGCUACGCAAAUGAUAUGCAAAUUCACUAAAUCUUUCGCGAAACUUUUUAACAACAAAAUUUGUUAAAUGAAGUGUUGUAACUACAGUGUUGACCUGUUUGAUGGAUUUUUAAUUCAUUAUUUUAUGUCCAUUUGGUAUAAGAAAUGUGCUUGUGUUUGUUCUUUUAGACUGUUUUUGAAGUCACGGUUGUCUUUUUGUUGUAUGAUAAAUGUUCUUUGGCUCCUAAAUGUAGAACAUACCACAUAUUCUUGAAUUAAAUUGUGGCAGCUUUUUAUUAGAA